This is a messenger RNA of Dendronephthya gigantea, 2512 nucleotides long. RefSeq names its product nitric oxide-associated protein 1-like. Bases 51 to 2267 code for a protein of 738 amino acids. The transcript has 7 exons. The record is from RefSeq and is a predicted model, not a curated record. NCBI's taxonomy places the organism in Eukaryota, Metazoa, Cnidaria, Anthozoa, Malacalcyonacea, Nephtheidae.
ACAUUUUGUUUUUUAAAUUUGAACUUUACGCAAAAAUCACGCCACAAAAUAUGGCUUGUAACAUGCUUGGCAUCGCUAGUUCUUCUCUGGCUCGUUCUUCGUGUUAUUUACGAGGAGUGAGAGGCAGUAUAUAUCGGGAAACGAGGAUUUUUUCAACACAGUUUCUGCCAUGUCGUUUUGGAUAUAGAACGUAUAGUGUAUGUUCUAAUUCUUCAGAUAAGUAUGAAUCUUCCAUUGAUGGAAAUAAACUAAUUUCUGACUUAACAGACUGUCGUAUUACAGUCAGGACUAACGACUAUUUCAGAAACAUUACCAAUAUUCCCACACAAGUUUCUGAAAACAUUGCAAGUUCUGAACUUGACGAUGGGUGUCUAACCGCUCAGCAAGGAAUUUCACAGCACACAGAAUUUCUAGGAAUCGAGGUUUUUCCAGAAAUUUUUGACAAACUUCCUCCAAAGUGUACUGGUUGUGGUGCUAUCCUGCAAAGCCAGAAUGAAAACAGACCAGGUUAUAUUCCUGAAAAAAGAAAUCCAAGCCUUUCUAGGAAUUCUGAAGAAAACUCAUUUAUGGCAGAGAAAAUUUGCUCAAGAUGUUUUAGCCUGAAGCAUUAUAACAAAGAUGUCCCACCGAUGAUUUCACCUGAAACUAUUUCCAAAUUUCUAACCCACAUAUCUCGUAGAAAAGCAUUGAUAUUAUAUAUUGUUGAUAUCAUGAAUGUUCCUGGCAGUUUUGCUGAAGAUAUUUUAAAAAUUGUUGGUGAGACAAAGCAUAUUAUCCUGGUCGGCAAUAAAAUAGAUCGAUUACCAGUCGAUGGACAUCCAAGUCAUCAAAUUCAACAUUUGAAGAGGAUUUUGUCAGAUGAGGGAAGAAAAUUUGGGUUGCAAAAUGCAAAUAUACAAGAGGUCUCUGUGAUUAGUGCAAAAACCGGGUUUGGUAUACUCAGCUUGGUUCGAACAAUCAAUAAACACUGGGGGAAAAACUCAGAUGUUUAUUUAGUGGGGUGUAAUAACUCAGGCAAGACAACAUUGUUUAAUCUUCUUGUUGACCUGUUCUCCGCAAGUCGGCACUCUGAUAAUAUGUUGCAAAGAGGAACUGUCAGUGAAUCCGCCGGGACAACGCUCAGUCUCUUGCGAUAUCCCAUAACAAAGCAUAGAUUUUUGAGGUUGCAAGAUCGUCUUAAAACUGGAUAUUUGGAGAUGAAAAGCAAAGAAAACCAACAGGAAGUAGACCUUAGUGGUGACAUCAUUGAGAAACAGUCCACAAAAUAUCGAGAUAUCAAGGAACCAGCAGAGAACGUCUCGAAAGCUUUGUCACCCUACCAGCUUCAGUUUGUGACCAGACAGAAAGAUCACCUCCAAGAUGAACUUUCAUGGUUAUAUGAUACACCUGGAUUAUACAGCAAAAACCAAAUUACUCAUCUUUUAUCAAACCAAGAGCUUAAGUUGCUCAACCCAACAUCAUGGUUCGUUCCUCGUACGGUCAUCCUGAGGCCUGGGAAAGUUCUGUUUGUUGGUGGUUUAGCAAGAUUAGACUAUCUGAAUGUGAAAAGAAUGUCAACUGUGGAUCCUAGCAAAGAAGAUGAGAUACCAAAAGCCUCACAGUCUAUUUUCUUCACAAUUUUUGCUUCGCCAAAUCUUCCUAUUCAUGUAACAAGCUUAGAGAGUGCUGAUGGUGUGUAUUCUGAGCAUGCUGGUGGUGAUCUUUUGAAGGUGCCCUGUGGUGGGAAGACACGAAUGGAAGAACUCCCAGAGCUCAGUGGCCGUGUGUUUGAAAUGACAGGUGUUCAUUGGAAGCGAAGUGUCGCUGACGUCAUGUUAUCAAAUGUCGGCUGGGUUGCAGUGACGGCAGGCUCGGGUUUAGUUGUGACACUAAAGGCGUACACACCCAGUGGCGCUGGUCUGUACCUUAGAGAGCCUUCACUCCUUCCUACCAGUGUACGACAACGAGGUCGACGUGGUGUUCCAUAUCUUGGUCACGUUAACCACUCGCUGUAUCAAGGAACGCGAAAGAGAAGCCCAGCGCUGGCAAAAUAUUUUACGGACGAAAACGUUGGUGCGACACAAUGGAUGGCUGUCGCUAAGAAGAAGCGGAAACAACAGAGAGCGAUGUUGAAAUAUGAGAAAACAAGCUACAAUUCCAGGUUGAGACUUGGUUUUAGUGCUCGGAGUAAUCCAGCCCGGUAUCUGCCAGAUUAUGAUGACGAAGGGAUGUUGGAGAGUGGAUCAAGGGAAAGGAUUGAAGAUAGCGUUGUUGGACGUAAAGAAUGAAAACCAAGAAUCUCUUUGAUUUGAGACCGGAGAUCAAGGUACAUUUAUUUCCCCUAAAGCGGGGUUUAAUGUGUCAUAUCUAUAUAUAUAAAUGACUUGCCCGGAACAUUUGGCAGUCGUAGGUUUACCAAAGAAACAAGUUGUGUGCAAAUAGUACACAAACUAACGGAAGUAGCUCACGGAUCUUUACCAGAUUGGUUCACAUACAAAAUAUGUAAACUAUUUAGGAAUACAAAGUGAGUCUG